Molecule: messenger RNA, 1448 nt
Organism: Galeopterus variegatus (Sunda flying lemur)
Lineage: Eukaryota; Metazoa; Chordata; Mammalia; Dermoptera; Cynocephalidae
Gene: JPT1
Product: hematological and neurological expressed 1
Exons: 5
Coding region: 110-574 (154 amino acids)
Cellular component (GO): nucleus
Source: RefSeq, a predicted model, not a curated record
GGCUCCUGCAGCAGCGGCAGACUGUGGGCGGUGGAGCUCCCGUGCGCCCCUCGGGUCCGACCCUUCCAGUGUCCCGCUCCCUCGCCAGCCUGCCUCGCUCCUCUGCGCCAUGACCACCACCACCACCUUCAAGGGCGUCGACCCGAACAGCAGGAAUAGCUCCCGGGUUUUGCGGCCUCCAGGUGGUGGAUCCAAUUUUUCAUUAGGCUUUGAUGAACCAACAGAACAACCCAUGAGGAAGAAUAAAAUGGCCUCUAACAUCUUCGGGACACCUGAGGAAAAUUCCCCUUCGUGGGCCAAGUCGGCAGGUGCCAAGUCUAGUGGUGGCAGGGAAGAUUCAGAGUCGUCUGGACUGCAGAGAAGGAACUCUUCUGAAGCAAACUCUGGAGACUUCUUAGAUCUGAAGGGAGAAGGUGACAUUCAUGAAAAUGUGGACACAGACUUGCAAGGCAGCCUGGGACAGGGUGAGGAGAAGCCCGUGCCCGCCGCACCCGUGCCCAGCCCAGUGGCCCCGGCCCCAGUGCCGUCCAGAAGAAACCCUCCUGGGGGCAAGUCCAGCCUCGUCUUGGGUUAACUCCGACUGUCCUGAACUCUGUUGUUUUGUUUGUUUGUUUUUCUCCAUGCUUGUGAACUGCACAACUUGAGCCUGACUGUACAUCUUUUGGAUUUGUUUCAUUAAAAAAGAAGCACUUUAUGUACUGCUGUCUUUUUUUUUUUUUUUUCCUCUUUUUGAAGAACAGGUUUCUCUUUAUGUGUCCUGACUCCUCACGGGCCCUGGCAUGAGUGUUUUCUAGUAGUAGAUUGGAGGGAAAGCUUUGUGACAGUACUGUGUUUUUAAGAACAAAUAAUUUGGUUCCAAACGUGUUAUUAGAGGAUCUUUUGUACUGAGGUUUUUAACACUCUUUACUUGGGUUUACCAAGCCUUGCUUGGACAGACCAUAAACAAUCCACAGGCACCGUUCCUGUCAGGCCCCGACACGCAAGGUUGUCUUUAUGCAGAACCUUCUCCUUGGUGUUGUUGUCACUUAGUCCCUUUGCUAAAGCAUCUUACUGUGCCAUACGGAACAAUAAAGAGGCCCGCGCCUCAUGCCUGCUGCCUGCAAAGCAAAGAAACUGCCUUUUAUUUUUUAACCUUAUGAAGUAAGCCAGAUACUGACGUGGUGGGCUGCUGCUGAGCAAAGCCUGCUGCUCAUGCAGAGGAAGGCUGGAAUGUGCAAUCCAACUGACUGCAACUCCAGGUGGUGAAGCAGGCAAGGGAGGUGGUCACACGGAAGUGGGUCUUUAUCCAGGAACGGACCCCACAGGGACAUUGUUCUCAUUAAAUAACUUGAUGCUGUGUGCAUGAUGCUGGUGCUUGACCAUGAAACGAAAAUCUCAUCCUUAAAAUGUGUGUUGUCCUUCACAAUCCUGGACUGUUGCUCAAAGUAAAUAAUAUCCACAUUUUGAAA